Ficedula albicollis (Collared flycatcher) is the source of this 1516-nucleotide messenger RNA. Its product is annotated as cat eye syndrome critical region protein 5-like. The record is from RefSeq and is a predicted model, not a curated record. The coding region runs from base 1 to 1161 and encodes 386 amino acids. Gene Ontology annotation, biological process: glycerophospholipid biosynthetic process. Gene Ontology annotation, cellular component: mitochondrion. Lineage: Eukaryota; Metazoa; Chordata; Aves; Passeriformes; Muscicapidae. The transcript has 9 exons.
AUGCGAUAUAUUUACAGUGUUGACGUUAUAAACUCGGGCUGUCUCAGCGUGCUGCCAUCCUUUGGCUUUCUCUUUGACAUCGACGGGGUGCUGGUGCGAGGGAAGACCCCCAUUCCUGCCGCCAGAACAGCCUUUCAGAAGCUGGUCGAUUCCCAGGGACAGUUCCUGGUGCCCGUGGUCUUUGUCACCAACGCAGGCAACUGCCUGCGCCAGAAGAAAGCUGACCAGCUGUCUCACCUGCUGGGGGUUCCAAUUUCACAAGAUCAAGUGAUGAUGUCACACAGUCCUCUGCGGAUGUUCAAGCAUUACCAUGAAAAAUGUGUUCUGGUGUCUGGACAAGGACCACUUCUUGAUAUUGCUCAAGACCUCGGCUUCUGCCAGCCCAUCACCAUCGACACCCUGCGGGAGAAACGCCCCCUGCUCGAUGCAGUUGACCAUGACAGGAGACCCAACGUCCUGUCCCCCUCUGCUGUGGAGCUUCCCAAGAUUGAGGCUGUGGUGUUGUUUGGGGAGCCAGUCAGAUGGGAAACCAGCCUGCAGCUGAUCAUUGAUGUUCUGCUGACCAGUGGCUACCCUGGGAAUCCCUACGAGCAGGAGAGCUACCCCCACAUUCCUGUGCUCGCCUGUAACAUGGACCUGAUGUGGGUGGCUGAGGCACAGUCCCCGAGGUUUGGACAUGGAACGUUCAUGGUUUGUUUGGAGAACAUUUACAAGAAGAUCACUGGCAAAGAGCUGAAGUACGAGGCGUUGAUGGGCAAGCCCAGCAGGCUGACAUACCAGUAUGCAGAGCACCUGAUCCGGGCCCAGGCCCUGCAGAGGAGCUGGGAGCAGCCCAUCCAGACCCUCUAUGCUGUGGGGGACAACGUGAUGACGGACGUGUACGGCGCCAACCUGUACGACCGCUACCUGCGGGCGAGCUGCGGGGCCGGCUGCGUGCCGCGCCGGCGGCCCCCGGGCUGCCGCUGCCGCUCCGUGCUGGUCUGCACCGGCGUCUACAGCCCCCGCGCCCAGCCCGCCCCGGGCCCCCGCGGCCGCCCCGCGUUCCACGGCCACCGGGACUUCGGCUUCGACCCCGCCCUGGUGGAGCCCGAUCACAUCGUGCCUGACGUGGACGCUGCUGUGGACCUGGUCUUCCGGCUGGAGAACUUCGCGCCGCAUUGAGGCGACCUGCUUGCUCAAGGACCUCUCGGUGCUGUGCUUUACAAGAGUGCCACAAGCUGCUGCCUUCUACAUUUUUUAGCCUCUAAAUUAACACAAUCUUCCAUUAGGUAUUCUUCUGUUAGGUACACGUGUGUGUUCAAGUAUAUUAAAUAUCAAUAAUGCUUUUUAUAGUGCUUCUAAACAGGUAAUUUCGGGCUUGGGUUGCCCUUUAUUGUCUUCCUCUUUGUUAUGUGAGGUACUUUAACAGCAAUGUUUCAUAGUAGCCCGUUCAUGUAGUGGUACUUCAAUCCCUCCACGACAGUAACAGCAAUGUUUCAUGGUAGCCUGUUCAUGUAGUGGUACUUCAAUCCCUCCA